Molecule: messenger RNA, 1547 nt
Organism: Drosophila eugracilis
Lineage: Eukaryota; Metazoa; Arthropoda; Insecta; Diptera; Drosophilidae
Gene: lft
Product: protein limb expression 1 homolog
Exons: 5
Coding region: 489-1295 (268 amino acids)
Biological process (GO): autophagosome maturation
Cellular component (GO): cytoplasm
Source: RefSeq, a predicted model, not a curated record
UGUAUCCAGUUUUUUUUACACUACAGCAGAAAGGUUUCUCAUCUCAUUGAUGACCUUUGUGGUCCGUUUUUCUGAAUAAAAUAAAAGUGAACAUUAAUAAUUUAAAUGUAUACAUUAAAAUGUAAAUGUAAUAUUGUUAUAAACCUGACUAGUGACAAUACAUAUAAGAAAGGAAUAAAGGCGUACUUUAUGCAUGCUAUUGAACAUAUUAAUUUGUGAUAGUGUUUAAAUAGUGUUCUAUUACGGCAAACGGAAUAAAAAGUUACAGGUUUUGCAUAAACUCUGAUUACUCUAAAUCGAAAGACUUAAGCGACAAACUUGCAAUUUAUCGGUGGUCGUUGGGAUGUACAUAUGUUUAAAGACGUGGCAGUGUCACCAGUGCAACAAUACAACUCUUGUAUAUGUAUACACUUUGAAAGAUAUGCGGUUUUACUUCAUCUAAAAAACAAACCAUUCUUUGUUCAACAUUAUAUUGAAUAAUUGUUAAAAUGGUUUACCCUGAAGAACCAUUUUGGGUUUUACCGACGGUAACUGGAUUUUACGAAGAUCGAGAUUAUAGAGUGAAUGUCGUUGAAGCCCUUCAAGAGUUUUGGCAAAUGAAACAAUCCCGCGGAGCCGAAAUGAAAAACGGGGCUCUUGUGAUUUACGAAUCGAUUCCAGCUAAUAGCCAGCCAUAUAUUUGUUUCGUAACUCUGCCUGGAGGAAGCUGCUUCGGAAGUUUUCAAAACUGUCCAACAAAAGCAGAGGCCCGUCGCAGUUCGGCUAAGAUUGCCUUGAUGAACUCUGUGUUCAAUGAACAUCCUUCGCGUCGAAUAAGCGACGAAUUUAUUCAAAAGGCGGUUCAGGAUGCUCGAACUUCUUUUAAGGGCACAUCGCAGAUCAACGAGGGCACAGAGUCUGGAAUAGGAGCAUUCAGAUUCAUGCUGGAGGCAAAUAAGGGAAGGACUAUGCUAGAGUUCCAAGAGCUCAUGACGGUUUUUCAACUUCUUCACUGGAAUGGAUCGCUGAAGGCAAUGCGCGAACGCCACUGCUCCAGGCAAGAAGUCGUGGCUCAUUAUUCAAACCGGAGCUUGGACGACGAGAUGCGGUCGCAAAUGGCCUUGGACUGGAUUGCCAGGGAACACGAUAAUCCCGGCGUUAUCCGCAGAGAAUUAGUGCUUGCCGAGAGAGAGCUGGAGACUUUUCGCAUGGCUGGGCGCGAACUACGUUUUCCUAAAGAGAAGAAGGACAUACUUAUGAUAGCUCAUAAUCAACUGGGCGGAAGUGCCCUAAACUCUGCUUCCAUUGACGAUUGAUAAAUGAAUCUAAUAAGCAUCUUGCACGAUCGAAAUUACCCACUUUUUUAGAUAAAUCAAACAAUUUCAAUUUAUUUAAUUGGCAUACCAUAUGAUCUCCAUGAUGAAAAACAAGCGGAAAAAUUAUAACACUUUCCAUAGAAACUUCCAAAUUAAAAAUUAAUUUUAAAAAUCUUUGAAAUGUGAUUUUUAAAACAGCUGCUACAAAAAUAAGACUAAUCCCAACAAAAUAAAUAUAAUAUUUUAACUUAA